AUGCCCGAGUUGAAUGUUGGCAUCUGUGGUGCCGGCAUCGGCGGACUGGCGGCAGCCAUUGCCAUCAGGAAAGCCGGUGCGAAGGUGACGGUCCUGGAAGCCGCCCCAGAGCUCGGCGAGAUUGGAGCUGGCAUCCAAAUGACGCCCAACGUGGCCAGACUACUGAUGAAAUGGGGCGUGGACAAAGUCAUCGGUGACGAUCUCGUGGAAUUCGAGGAGCUGAACAUGCGGAGGAAAGACGGCACCCUGAUCGGGUAUACGAAGACGAUACCCAACGUCCGCAACUAUCUGAACGGUAUACCAUGGUGGUUAGUUCAUCGAAUGCACCUCCACGCCGGGCUAGCGGAAGUGGCUCGUCGCGAGGGCGCCGAACUCGUCAUCGACGCUCGCGUGGUGACCAUCGACUGGACCUCGUCGCCAUCCAACAAAGUCACCGUGACCACGGCCAAGAACCGAUCGUGGACGUUCGACCUGCUCAUCGGCGCCGACGGGGUGCGUUCCACGGUGCGCAGAACCAUCAUGCCGCACGUCAAACCGGCGCCUCCGACGGGGAACUGCGCGUACCGCGCCAUCGUCCCUUACGACGAGAUCCGGCGCGACCCCAUCGCGAAGGAACUGAUCGAGAAAAAACUCACCAUGGAGGUCUGGAUGGCCGACAAGUCGUACAUCAUCUCGUACCCGAUCUCGGCGGGGAAGCAGUUCAACAUGGUCCUGAGCCACCACGUGGACCACCUGGUGGACGACGUCCAGGAUAUCGACAUGGAGAAGGACUUUCGGCAGACCUACAAGGACUAUGAUCCGAGGAUCAAGAGGAUCGUCGACAUGGUCACCUCGGCCAAGAGGUGGCCGUUGUUGGUCACGGGGCCGUUGGAGAGCUGGUCGACCAAGGAGAAGAAUAUCGUGUUGAUGGGUGAUGCCGCGCACUCCAUGGUCAACCACAUGGCGCAAGGGGCCGCGACUUCGAUGGAGGACGGCGCCUUCCUGGCCCGCGCUCUGGCGAAGGUUGUCGAGGACAAAAUCACCAUUGCCCAAGCGAUCGAGAUUUACGAGAAGAGGCGAAUGCCCUUGGCGUACUACAAGCAGCAGGUGUCAUUUAUCAAUGGGGCCAUCUGGCAGGUACCGGAUGGGCCGAUUCAAGAGGCGCGAGACAAAGCCAUGGCUCCCGAAUUGAAGGGCGAGCAAUUCAUGCGUUCGCCAAACUUGUACGGCGAUCCAGUGACUACAUUGAGUGUGUACAACUACGACGCAGAAGAAGACGCAGAAAUCGCCAUCAGGGCAUUUCUCGGAGGCUGCGAGCCGUACGAUGUGAAGACCGGCGUGACGGACCGUGAGUUGGAAAGGUUCGUGGGUUGGUGGUGGCCCAAGCACAAGGUCCCGCUGAGUGCCUCGAAACUGUGA
Fonsecaea multimorphosa CBS 102226 is the source of this 1398-nucleotide messenger RNA. RefSeq lists its product as uncharacterized. The coding region runs from base 1 to 1398 and encodes 465 amino acids. Gene Ontology annotation, biological process: secondary metabolite biosynthetic process. NCBI's taxonomy places the organism in Eukaryota, Fungi, Ascomycota, Eurotiomycetes, Chaetothyriales, Herpotrichiellaceae. Gene Ontology annotation, molecular function: FAD binding; monooxygenase activity. The record is from RefSeq and is a predicted model, not a curated record. The transcript has 6 exons.